Messenger RNA from Nicotiana tabacum (common tobacco), 1925 nucleotides. Its product is annotated as B3 domain-containing protein REM5. Lineage: Eukaryota; Viridiplantae; Streptophyta; Magnoliopsida; Solanales; Solanaceae. Gene Ontology annotation, molecular function: DNA binding. The record is from RefSeq and is a predicted model, not a curated record.
UUAAAUUUUACUUUGAGAUGCUGGAAAAUUUCGUCUGUUUUGCACAGUCCACUGAAAAGCUGUAAUUCCAUUUAAUCUAUAAUUCCUUUCAAGUUUCACUUACCAAAUAAUUGCACCCCCUGAACUGAAUUGAAGCUUCAAUCUUUCAAUUCUAUCAAUCACAAAGUAGAAACAAAGAUACUUCAUCUCUAGACUAUAGUAACUACAGUUUUUGACUGCUGGCUAUGAAAAUCCCUCCGGUGAAACCUCACUUUUUCAAGCCAAUUCAGCCAGGUUUCAAGCAGGGACUGAAAAUACCUAAAGGUUUCUUGAAGUAUCUAAAGGACCAUGACCAUAAUGAACAUGCAACAUUGAGAAGGGAUGGUAAGAAGUGGCUGGUGAAGCUGAACGGCCGACGACUAGAAGAGGGCUGGGAAAAGUUUGCAGAGGAGCAUGAUUUGCAAUUGGGAGAUCUGUUGGUCUUCAAACACGAAGGUAAUAUGGAGUUUGAGGUAAUCAUAUUUGAUUCAAGUCAUUGUGACAGAGAAUAUGCCGAGUAUCUGCAAGAAGAAGAAGAUAUUGUUGAAGGGGCUUGCAAGAAAUUUGAAUUAAAAGAUGGAUUUCCCCAUGCAGAAGGCGCUACUCACAACCCUUUUGGUCAAUCUCAUUUUGAAUGCACUGUUAGAUCCUAUUACCUUACAAAUGGUUACUUGCGUGUUCCGUCACGAUUCGCAUCGAAAAAUGGUCUCACCUACAAGAAAUGUGAUUUGAUUAUUAGAGAUGAAAGACAAAGGUCAUGGAAUUUAAAGCUAUAUACCUCCUGUCAUCACGUCUAUAUUGGUGGCAGAUGGGCUAAAUUUCAUGCUGCAAAUGACUUAAAGGUGGGAGAUCGAAUAAUGUUUGAGGUUGUUACUAAUGGAGAAAGACCAAUUUGGAAAUUUCAUGUCAAACCAAACCCCAGCAUCAAGUCAUCGAGCAAGGCAUUUCCCUAUGCUGAAGCUGCUACUCACAAGCCUUUUGGUCACUCUCAUUUAGAUUCAAGGCACUGUAACAGAGAAUAUGUAGAGUAUCUGCAAGAAGAAGAAGAAGCUGCCAGCGAUGCUGUUGAAGGGACUUCCAAGGAAUUUGAAUUAAAAGACGAACCAAACCCCAGCGUCAAGUCAUCAAGCAAGGCAUUUCCCCAUGUAGAAGCUGCUAUUCACAAGCCUUUUGGUCAUUUUGUAUGCACCAUUCGACCCUAUUGCCUUACGUAUAGUUACUUGAUCCUUCCUACACAAUUUGCACUCACAAACGGUCUCAUCAACAAGAAAUGUGAUUUGAUUAUAAGAGAUGAAUGGCAAAGGUCGUGGAAUUUAAUGCUACGUCCUUUUGGUACUAGCGUGUGCAUUAGAGGUGGAUGGCGUAAUUUCCGUGAUACACAUUGCUUAAAGGAGGGAGAUCAAAUAAUGUUUGAGGUGGUUACUGAUGGAACAAAACCAGUGUGGAAAUUUCAUGGUGUAGCGGGAAAAGAGGUUGUAUCAUGUAUGAUGUUUUGGGUGCUAUUUCUUGGCCAUUGGAACAACAAGGGUGUGAUAUGUUCAUGUAUUCUGAUCAGCUUGAAAAUUUCUCGUGGAUUGCUAACAUCCAAGAAUUGUUGCACCAAAGGAUCGAUCUAGUGGUUAACAAAAUGGGUGCAUACUUCGGAGAUCAGGGUUCGAAUUCCAUCCGAGACAAAAAAAAUGCUAGAUAAGUUCUUUCUAUUUGUCUAAAGCCAUGGUAGGCAGAAUUAUUUGUAAGGUGUAUUUGUGGGAGGCAAGCUGACUCGGAUAUCACAGUUAUUGGAAAAAAAAGGAACACUUUCUGAAUGAGCUGUGUUCAUAUUAUGAUUUGAUCCACUGUUAUAAACUUCCAUGAAUUCCUUUGAAAGAUUUGGGAACUUAUCCAUUUGUUUAAUGAUUUGUUCCAUA